AUGUCGGAACCAAUCAGAAAACACGGAGAUAUUUCAAAAGCUCCAACCCCCCAGAACACACCAUCCAGCGUGGCAAAUCUGUAUUUGAAGCAGCAGCUUCCCAGUGUUAACACUAUCACAGAAGAAGAUGAGAAUAACUUGACGAAACAGUUGGCUAACAAUCCAGCGUUAUUGUCGAUGAUUCAAGGUAAAUUGGGCACUUUGGUAGGCCAACAAAGUGGAUAUAUUGACCAAUUACCUAAGGCUGUGAAGAAAAGAGUUUCAGGUUUGAAGGCCAUUCAACAACAGCAAAUGAAGUUGGAAGCUGAGUUCCAAAAGGAGUUAUUGGAGUUGGAGAAAAAGUACUUUAGCAAGUACGAACCUUUGUACGAGCGCAGAAAGGCCAUUGUGAAUGGUGAGCAAGAACCUACUCCAGAAGAAAUCGAAGUUGGAGAAGAACUCGAAGAGAAGGAUGAAGAUGAAGAGGAUGAAGAAGAGGAGGAGAAAGAAGCAGAGGAGGGUGACGCACCAAAGGGUAUUCCUAACUUCUGGUUGACUGCUUUGGAGAAUUUGAGUACCGUGAGUGAGGCUAUCACAGAAAGAGAUAGCGAAGUGUUGCAGUACUUGAAGGAUAUUCGCAUGGAGUACUUAAGCACUCCAGGAUUCGAAUUGAUUUUCGAGUUCUCGGAAAACCCAUACUUGAGCAACCUGGUUUUGACCAAAACCUACCACUAUCAAGCCGAAUUGGGUUACUCUGGUGACUUUGUCUACGACCAUGCCGAUGGAUGUGAGAUUAACUGGAAGUCCAAGGAAAAGAAUGUGACUAUCAAUAUCGAACGCAGAAAGCAAAGAAACAAAACAACCAAGCAAACACGUACUAUAGAGAAGUUGACACCUACAGAGUCUUUCUUCAACUUUUUCGAUCCACCAAAGCCACCAAAGGCUGAUGCAGAGGAAGAAGAGGAAGAAGAUGACGAGGAAGACGCAGACUUGGAAGAAAGAUUGGAAUUGGACUAUCAAUUGGGUGAGGAGAUCAAGGACAGGUUGAUUCCACGUGCCAUUGAUUGGUUUACAGGUGACGCUGUUGGCUUGGACUACCCUGAAGAUUUUGCUGAGGAAGAUGAAGAAGAGUUUGACAGCGAAGAUGUUGACGAUGACGACGACGAUGACAUCAACGAACCUGGCCCAAAGGAAAAUCCUCAAGAGUGCAAGCAACAAUAA
Messenger RNA from Clavispora lusitaniae ATCC 42720, 1200 nucleotides. It is a transcript of the gene NAP1, whose product is annotated as histone chaperone. The record is from RefSeq and is a predicted model, not a curated record. Gene Ontology annotation, cellular component: nucleus; chromatin. Gene Ontology annotation, molecular function: chromatin binding; histone binding. NCBI's taxonomy places the organism in Eukaryota, Fungi, Ascomycota, Pichiomycetes, Serinales, Metschnikowiaceae. Gene Ontology annotation, biological process: nucleosome assembly.